AUGUUUGAGAACAUUCGAUCAUGUGAUGUUUCUUUUCAAACAGGGAACAUUGCCUACAAGAAACGUACUACAUCUUCUCAGAUCUAUAAGUCUGACUGGUCUGCAGACAAAGCUGUAGAUGGGAACCGGAACCAGAAGUUGGCACAUGACUCCUGCUUCCGAGCCUUAGACCACCCAAGUGUGUGGACAGUGGACCUGGGACAGCAGUACAGGAUACAUGACGUCAGGAUAUACAACCGGGAUGGGUAUGUUUGGAAAAUCCAAUCCGCUCUCCUCUCUCUGAGUAACUCCAGCAAUUCCACAUCUGGCGUACCCUGCUACACCUUCCCCAGCAACACUGCAACAGGCAACUCUGUGUACGAUGUCAUCUGUGAUGGAAGGGGGCGAUACUUUACCAUCACACACAGCUGGGCGGAGCUGAAUCUCUGCGAGGUGGAGAUCUAUGUUUGCAGUCAAGGAUCCUUUGGUACAGACUGCAGCCAUUUCUGCCAUUGUUCUGAUGGACCCUGUGAUGGAGUCAGUGGGAUCUGUGCUGGUGACUGUAGGCCAGGGUGGCGGGGACAAAACUGUUCUAUAGAGUGUGAUAAAGACCAUUACGGAGUCAACUGUAACGAGACAUGUGGCAGCAGGAACUGUGCUACUAAUACAUCGUCAUGUGACCGGCUUUCUGGGUCAUGUGACACCGGGUGUCUCCCUGGAUGGACUGCAGUGGACUGUACACAGGAAUGUCAUCAGGACCAUUACGGAGUCAACUGUAACGAGACGUGUGGCAACAGGAACUGUGCAGCUAAUACAUCGUCAUGUGACCGGCAUACUGGGUCAUGUGACAACGGGUGUCGCCCCCUGGAUGGACUGCGAUGGACUGUACACAGGGUAAACCCUAAACAUAAACAAUUACUGUAUCAGGAUAUGUUUGACCGUUGUUUUACCAUAGCCUAA
This is a messenger RNA of Haliotis rubra (blacklip abalone), 939 nucleotides long. Its product is annotated as platelet endothelial aggregation receptor 1-like. The record is from RefSeq and is a predicted model, not a curated record. The transcript is spliced from 5 exons. The coding region runs from base 1 to 939 and encodes 312 amino acids. Gene Ontology annotation, molecular function: scavenger receptor activity. NCBI's taxonomy places the organism in Eukaryota, Metazoa, Mollusca, Gastropoda, Lepetellida, Haliotidae.